Messenger RNA from Toxotes jaculatrix (banded archerfish), 1838 nucleotides. RefSeq names its product leucine-rich repeat-containing protein 4C. NCBI's taxonomy places the organism in Eukaryota, Metazoa, Chordata, Actinopteri, Toxotidae. The record is from RefSeq and is a predicted model, not a curated record. Gene Ontology annotation, molecular function: protein binding.
CCCUCACCUGCCCACCAGCCAUCAGUGUAGUUCCCCUCUCCAUCCAUCACCUGACCUGCUCACCUGUUCCCCCAGCUGUUCCUCAUUCCCCAGUCAUCCCUUCAGGCAGUGCACAGAAUAACCAGCCAGCCAAACCUGCCUCUGAUAGUCGUUACAGGAAAGUUAGAGCUGCAGCAGGAAACACGGAUCCCUCGCUCUGUCUCUGCACACACCCCGUCUCCACCCGUCGGGCUGUCAAUGUGCAUUACCUCCACCCCAGCAGAUACCCCUGCACUUCCUCUGCUCUCCCUCCUGCAUCAAGUGACAACCCUCCCUCUCCUCCAUCAUGUCCAGUUUCCACCUGCUGCCGGCUGCAUGUUGACGACUCCCAGCAGGUAAACAGACGGAAACACAGGAGCAGCUGCUGAGCUGUUGGAGUCAUGAAGGAGUUGGUGUUCCUCCUGCUGGUGGUGACGGAGGCGUCCCACAGGGGGUGUGAGAAGGGCUGCUACUGUCGAGGAGACCUGAGGUUCACCAUCUGCUCUCGGGCUCUGUUCACUCAGCUGCCCCGCAGAGUCCCCCGCAGCACUGAGCUCCUCGACCUGUCCGACAACCACAUCUCCAUCAUCCCCCAACGCUCCUUCAUAGAGAACCGCAAACUCAGAGUCCUCCUGCUGCAGAACAACAGCAUCAGCGUGGUGGAGGACGGCGGCUUCUCUGAGCUGGAGUUCCUGCAGAAACUGGACCUAAGCUGGAACCAGAUCUCCUCCCUGACUGAGGGUUUCUCCAUCGGUCUGGCUUCGCUGCGGGAGCUGCAGCUCGCCCACAACCGCCUGACAACCCUGGACAGCACGAGCUUCGUGCACCUGGACAGCCUCCAGAGGUUAAGCCUGACCAGCAACGCCAUCCACACCAUCCAUGUGAGGUCGUUCUCGUCCAUGAGCACCCUGCGGCAGCUCCACCUGGAGGACAACCGACUGACGUCUCUGCAGAGCGGCAUCUUCUCCAUGCUGCGCUCCCUGGAGGUCCUCAACCUGGCCGAAAACUGGAUCAACGAGAUGGAGAUGUCCGUCUUCAAGCCGCUCAUCAGCAUGACUUUGCUCAACCUCUCUGACAACCAGCUGUCCACCAUCUACUUCAAGACGUUCCAGAGCAUCCACACCUACAGCACCCACAUCCUGCUGAAGGGGAACCCCUGGAACUGCGACUGCGACCUGCAGAGACUUUUCCGGAAGCUGCAGAGCAUCCACAGGCUCUUCCUGGACGACUACUACAACCUCACCUGCAAGGCUCCGCCCGUCCUCCAGGACUACCGGCUGAUGGACGUGGACACGGAGCUGUGCAUCGCAGAGACGGUCACCGUGCUCAUCAUCACCGUCACCGUGGUAAUCACCGUGCUGGCCGCUAUGCUGAUGGGCGAGAGGAAGAGGAAGAAGAGGAAGAGGGGAAGCACUGGACACAGCAGGACGAGCUGUCGGAUGAGUCGGACUACUGAAACACGUCCUCCCCCUCUGCUCCUGUCCGAGAUGAACCACAGUUCACAGUCCGUCCUUUUUACUCUCUUUACUUUCAGGAACUGAGCGUUGUUGCUUAAAUCCCACAGGAACACUCUGCGCGCCUGGGAACAGAUUUCAAACACUCAGCAUCUGCUUCUUAAAAACUCUUUCAUUUUCUUAAAAACUGCUUUAUAUUUCUGAAGUUGCUCUCCCUUCGUUUGCCUGGUACAUGAAUGAAAAAUGUUUGUUUUCUCAGCUCAAACGUUUGAAUGGUAAAUAUAAUUGUAUAUGUGAAGGGAUGUGAUGAAGUUAAUGCUCCAGAUGUGACUCUGCUUUGACAAAACAUUAAAUCGGAUGCUGUGA